UUCAAAACAGGCGACAUUUUCUGGUGAAGGUACUGACUGGCAUCUGGAUGUACGCCUUCGCCUGGGCGGUGAUGCCCUUGAUUACUGGAGUCAAUUAUAAGAAGGAGCCGUUUGGGACAUCGUGUACAGUGAAUUGGGCCGGAGAACGGAUCAAAGACAAAAUUUUCAUAUCAUCCCUUGUUGUGUUUAUCGUCAUACUUAAUGUCAUCGUCAUGAUCUACUGCUACAUCAACAUCCUCAUGGUCACAAGAGCGGAGAUGCAGCGACGACCUAAUCGGCAGGAAAACCAAGUCACUCAGUUGUGCUUUCUGCUAGUGUUGGUGUUCCUGAUCUGCUGGCUGCCGUACUCAAUCAUCUCGCUGUGGGCGACAUUCGGAAAGGCUGCAUCCGUACCUACCUGGCUUACUGUCGCCCCAGUCAUGUUUGCCAAACUCUCCUCCUGCCUCAACCCUAUCAUAUACAUCGUGGUCAGCAGCAAGUUCCGACAACGAUAUUUGGCACUGUUGAAAUGCCCCUCAAAGAACAGAAUUAAACAUUCUGAAGUCACGUUUGUUACCAAGGAAGAUAGGGCCGAACAUUCCAUGAUGACUGAAGUGCCCGAUAUGACGGAUGUGAGCGGAAAACCGACUUCUCAACAACUACCUGAUCAUACAUCGAGGGCGGUAGCCGUUCCGAAGUCUCCAAGUUUGCCAUGUCAAAUAUAACAUGAACGCCAUGAGGGUGCGUUUGUUUUAUCAAAUCAGAGUACUUUCCACUUCAAUUAAAGCCGGAUACUUCAACAUCGGAGUGAAGGUCUGUGUACCUAACCCGCUCCGUUGUGACAAAUGCCAGCAAUUUGGACAUGGUGCCAAGUACUGCCAUAACGACACAGCAUGCUUCCGUUGUGGUGGAGCUCAUGACAGCUUCGAGUGCAAAAACACCACCCAUUGUGCAAACUGCAGCGGAGAGCACAUGGCAUCUUCCAAUUUAUGCCUAAAGAUUGAGCCACCAUGAGUAAUAUUAUCCAAUGGAAUUGCAAAGGACUAAGGAAUAAUUUCAAUGAUUUGUUAUUAUUAAUACAAGAUCAUAAACCAUCAUCAUUAUGCAUCCAAGAACCUUACAUAAAAAAAUAGUGAUCUAAUUGACAUCAAACAAUACAAUUCAUACCAUUUCUUUUCACCUCCAGGUGCUAAAGCAACUGGAGGUUCUUCUCUUUUGGUGAGGCAGGGUGUAUUUCACAGCCCUGUAACUCUUGAUACCCCACUUUAAGCUGUCGUUAUCCGUAUAAACAUGCAUAUUGUUUUUACCUUAUGCUCUAUUGACAUUCCCCCAUCGUCUUCUAUGAAGCAGUGUGACCUUGACCCUAUAUGACCCUAUUAUGGGCGAUUUCAAUGGACAAAAUCCGCUUUGGGGGUAGUGCGCAUACAGUGAGUGAGUGAGUGAGUAUGGUUUUACGCCGCUUUUAGCAAUAUCACGACAGGGGACACCAGAAAUGGGCUUCACACAUUUUCCCAUGUCGGGAAUCGAACCCGGGUCUUCGGCGUGACGAGCAAACGCUGUAACCACUAGGCUACCCGACCGCCCCAGUGCGCAUACAAGCAGCAGGGAAAAACCAUAGAAGAUUUCAAUUCUGAUAACGAUUUGUGCAUAUAUAAUGACUAACCUUUCUAUAUAUUUGUCAAUUACAGAUUCCGAAAUACUGAAUGAAUUGGUAUGGUCGGUCCACGAUCACCUCUGUGAAAGUGACCAUUUUCCUUCUAUUUUAAAACCUGUGACUCCAUCUGACGCUCUUCCAUUAUCAAGAUUGAACUCCAAUAAAGCUAUCUGGGCCUUCUGUGGGACUGUAUGUAAAAA
Messenger RNA from Haliotis rufescens (red abalone), 1833 nucleotides. RefSeq names its product visual pigment-like receptor peropsin. Gene Ontology annotation, cellular component: membrane. Gene Ontology annotation, molecular function: G protein-coupled receptor activity. Gene Ontology annotation, biological process: G protein-coupled receptor signaling pathway. Bases 48 to 704 code for a protein of 218 amino acids. NCBI's taxonomy places the organism in Eukaryota, Metazoa, Mollusca, Gastropoda, Lepetellida, Haliotidae. The transcript is spliced from 5 exons. The record is from RefSeq and is a predicted model, not a curated record.